Solanum dulcamara is the source of this 1554-nucleotide messenger RNA. RefSeq names its product ycf20-like protein. The record is from RefSeq and is a predicted model, not a curated record. NCBI's taxonomy places the organism in Eukaryota, Viridiplantae, Streptophyta, Magnoliopsida, Solanales, Solanaceae. Bases 719 to 1330 code for a protein of 203 amino acids. The transcript has 3 exons.
AAGGAAAAAGAAGGUUGUCUAUUAUAAGAAAUCUAGUGAACAAUUGUCAAAUUGGGAGCUUUCAACUUUUAACUUUCAGAUGAAGAAAGUUUUUAAGAUUGAAUGCAUAUCUUAUGAGAUGGUGUAGAAGUGGAGCAGUUCCUAGCGAGCCAGUACAUUCAUAACCAGCUUGGAGAGGGUCAUCCAUGAAAACUUCUCGGGGAAGUCCUAUUAUUGUCAUCUAAGCACCAGAGGAAAUAGUAGACUCCUAUUAUAGUCAUCUAAGCACCAGAGGAAAUAGUAGACCUAUGUGAAAAGCUUUAUGGAGAUAUAGGACUCCAAAGAAGGUGCCAGCCUUGACAUGGUGUUCUGCAUGGAGAGCCAUUCUGAUUUUCUCAAGGCACUAUAUUCUUUGUGGUCAGCUGGUGUUGCUUGUGUAAAAAGUAUGGGGAGGAUAUAAACCAUCCACUGUGACAUUAUGGUUAUGCCUCAGAGUUAUGGGCUUGAUGUAUGCUGUCACAUUGUGCCUUGGUAAAAUAACACCAUUGGGGUGUAGACACUAAACCUAUGAUCUAUCAGGAAAAAGAUAAACCAAUUAAAAAGAAUAUAGAAUGCAGAGUAGUCAUGAUUGAACCACUUCUGAUUCACUGGUAAUUACUAAAAUCUGCGCUAAGGCACUCUUGACUGAGCCACUUAUUGGGGAAAUUUAUAGCGUUCCCUCGAGUUCGUGGCUUAUAGAAUGAAUGCAAUCAUGUUGCAGUCUUUGCCAGCAGCCGAGAAUGAAAGCUUUGGACUAUUGUUUGUAUUUUCAAAAAGUUCACCUAUCCUGGAUUUCUCCAACAGACUAGAAGUAACUGAACAAAUUUCAAAGUUUGGUGUAAAAUGUAUGCCAUCUCCUUAUAUUAGGUCCUGGACAAGAAGACGUCGUUCAAGAAUAGCAUUUGCUCUGGAUACAGGAAGAAUUCCCAGUAAUGACGAUCAAGAUGGCCUCAAUGGUGAUGGCCGUGAUCUAGGUGGAACUCGUUUGGGGAGGAUAGUAGGUGCUGGAGGCAGGCAGUUCCUGGAGAAGCUUAAUUCAGCUCGAAAAAAUUUUCCUAUGAAAGUAUUUCUGCUUCUCUUAGGUUUUUAUACGGCAAAUGCCUUGGCUACGAUCCUAGGACAGACUGGUGAUUGGGAUGUAUUAGUAGCAGGAGUUGUCGUAGCUACAAUUGAGGGAAUUGGAAUGCUGAUGUAUAAAAAACCUCCUUCUCUACCAUCCAGGAGGUUGCAGUCUCUGGUUUCAAUGGUGAACUACUGGAAAGCAGGUGUUAUUCUAGGUCUCUUUGUUGAUGCUUUCAAACUAGGCAGUUGAUUUUCUCUCUAGCAACCUUGAAUUCUUUUCUCAAAAGUCAAAAUGAUUGUUGCCUCAAUGCAUUCAUGUGUAUUUAAAGUCAAAAUGGCCAUUGCCUUAAUGCAUUCAUGUGUAUGUAUCAUAUACUAGACUGCUCCUAUGUACUUGAGUGAUAGUUGAGGUGCUUCUAUAUUGUGAGGGCACAUGUAUAUUUAAUAAAAUUGUUUUCCAAUUCAUUUAUGAUA